UUUGAGGUCAAAUGUGUUUUUGUUCGUCUCGCGCAUUGGAAGUAACGUUAGCCAGCUAGUUUCUUUGAACAUACAUGGUCGUUUCCGUUUUGGAAAUAAAAUGGACUGUCAACAGAAUAAAUAAACCGAUUGCAAGAAUUUUGGAGACCUUCAUCAUAGGGGGAUGGAAGAAUUAGCCUCAGCCCUCUCGAAAGACGGCUGGUACCUCUCUGAUGAAGGUAUAAAGGAGUGUGAGGGCUCCACAGGCAAAUCCUCAGCCAGUGACAUCAUUCGCAUUGCACUCAAUAGUGACCUGCGACCCAUCGGAAAGAGCUUUCUGCCUACGGAUGUCAACAGCGGAAGAAUCGAAAAGAUUGAGGGACCAUGUGUUCUUCAGGUCCAGAAGAUCAGGAAUGUGGCAGCCCCCAAAGAUCACGAGGAAUCCCAGGGUGCCCCCAGGAUGCUUCGAGUCCAGAUGACAGACGGACACACCAACUGCACAGGCAUCGAGUUCAAACACCUGUCCAAGAUAAGUUUGAACACGCCGCCCGGGACCAAAGUUAAGCUGCUGGGUUCGCUGUCUGUGAAGAACGGGUUCCUGCUGCUGGACGACUCCAAGGUCACUGUGCUGGGAGGAGAGGUCGAGCACAUGAUCGAGAAGUGGGAACUGCAGAGGAGCCUGGCUAAACACAACCGGAGUCAUAUCGGGGCUGAGGGCGGACCACCUCCUUUUGUGCCCUUCGGACAGAAGUGUAUGCGUAAGGAGGAAGUAGACAGCCGUGAGCUGGACCAGAGGAAGACGCUGAAGACGACUGAAGUAGCAAAAGGAGCAGACGAGAACGACGAGUUCGAGAAGCAAAGGAUCGCGGCUAUCGCAGAGAUUGCAAAGAGCAAAGAGACGCGCACUUUUGGUGGCGGCGGCAAUGCGGGGACCAACCUGACCAACCCCAGCUCAAGCUACAGGAACAGGGACAGGGACACCUACCAGCGGAGGCGGGAGGAGCGCGAGAGGAGCACCCCGGAGAGCCGUCCGGAGGGGAUGUACAGAGAUCUGGUUGACGAGCGAGCCCUGAGGGACAUCAUGGAGAUGGGCUUCAAUAAGGAGGACGCUCGGCAGGCCCUGCUGGACAACAACAACAACCUGGAGGUGGCGCUGAACUCCCUGCUGACCGGUGCCACCCAGCACAAAGCUCCUCCGCCAGAGUAUAGCCGACCCCCACCCAGAGGGAAGGGCCGGGGGCGAGGUAGGUCCAGGACGGAUGAGGAUGAGGAGGGUGGAGGAAGGCCUUCAGGGCCCAGUACACUUUUCGACUUCCUGGAGUCCAAGAUGGGGGCAUUCUCCGUUGAUGACACCAAGAGCCAGAGACAGCCCCCAGAGAGACACCAGCCGGAGCACCCCCACAGGAUGAGCUUCCCCAGCUCCGAUGGCUUCCACAGGGAAGCCCCCCACUUCCGGAACGCUCCGCGCAACGAGGGGAGAGGCCAGAGGAACGACCGACCCCCGCGCUUCCAGAGGGACACGGACUUCCCCAAACCUGGCGACUUCCCCAAACCCGGCGCCGACGCCUUCGCCCCACCGCCCCCCUCCUCCGGGCCCCACCAGUCCCACAAGAGCGGGGGGUCCGAGAGCGGCGGGAGGGGCGGGUACGAGAGCGGCGGGAGGGGCGGGUACGAGAGCGGUGGGAGGGGCGGGUACGAGAGCGGCGGGAGGGGCGGGUACGACCGCCGGCAGGAUGAGCGGCGUGAGGGGCGGAGCAACGGCAUGUCCAACUCUCUGCCCUCGUCAGUCUCCGCCCCCUCAUUCUCCUCGUUCCCAACGUCCUCCAAUCAGCGGUCAAGGGAACAUCACCAAGGCGCAAACAGAGGCCUCCAGCAGGACGUCAGGGAUCACCAUCAGGGUCCCCGCGACAACACACACUCGGGCGGCCAUCAGCACGGGUCACGGGACCACGGCAGCGGGCAGCGAAGUCAGCAGCACGGUUCGGAUUCUCAGAACCAGAGGAAAGGGCUGCUAAACGGGCCUGGACCCAAACCCCCCUUUGAGUCGACGGACCCAGGAUUGGGCCCAGCAUCGUCAGCUGACCCUAAGGGGCGGUCAGAGCCCAACAACCGAAGGAAGGGGAACCGGACUGACCGGCCCGGCUCGGUCCACUACGACCGCGGUUCGGAAGGCGGCGGAAAUCUGAACUCUGGCCCCUCGUUGACGGAGGAGCGGGGUGGGGACAGACCGUCAGGGGGAGGAAGGGUUGGUGGAGACACACACCUUCAAAACGGCGACUCGGAUCACAGGCGGACGGGUCCCAUCAAGCAGCAGCAACAGCCACAGCAACAGCCGCAGCCGCAGCAGCAACAGCAACCCCAGAGGAACACCACAUUUCACAACUCACAGCAGUACUCCAAAAAGGACCGCAGGACCGGAUCGAUCAAGAAUCCCAGGGGGCCAGAGGCCGGUCACGCCCCAGACAUGGGGGGCCACGGCGCCUGGAGACCGGGAGACCAGUGCCUGGCACUUUACUGGGAGGACAACAAGUUCUACAGGGCACGCAUCGAUGCCGUGCAUCCCUCCGGCUCCACUGCUGUGGUGGUGUUCAGCGACUAUGGCAACUGUGAGGAGGUGCUCCUCAGCAACAUCAAGCCCGUGCACAUGGAUAUGUGGGACGAAGAGGACGUUUACUUUGAGAAUUCGGUGGAGUAUCGGCGAGGGGGAGACGGUCAGCCGAGGCGCACGCGGCCCACACAGCAGUAUUACCAACCGCCCCGCGCCCGGGACUGAGCAGCUACACACACAAACACAUCACACACGCACCUGCGCAGAAAGCAAGCAGGAACUGACAGCCGAGGAAAGAUCAUCUGAUGGGCCCUGGAGGCGAUAACUAGACAUCACCAUUUUUUUUUUUUCCCCUUCCGCCACUUUUCUGGUAUGAAGUAUCUACAGUAGUGUGAAAAGGGAAGAACCAUUCAAGGGCUUGCAACAGAAGUUGCAAUAAAUGAAGUUUAAAAAACGAAAUCCAAUAAUUUAUGAUGCAAGCAAAAGGUCUUACUGUAUGUAGUGAAGAUUUGUAAAAUACUUGAUUAUGAUAAUUAAUAAAAACUCACUCUUUGCGU
Sardina pilchardus (European sardine) is the source of this 3084-nucleotide messenger RNA. RefSeq names its product tudor domain containing 3 (gene tdrd3). Gene Ontology annotation, molecular function: protein binding. Lineage: Eukaryota; Metazoa; Chordata; Actinopteri; Clupeiformes; Clupeidae. Bases 164 to 2752 code for a protein of 862 amino acids. The transcript is spliced from 14 exons. Gene Ontology annotation, cellular component: nucleus. The record is from RefSeq and is a predicted model, not a curated record.